Gorilla gorilla gorilla (western lowland gorilla) is the source of this 7801-nucleotide messenger RNA. RefSeq names its product tensin 1 (gene TNS1). Gene Ontology annotation, molecular function: protein binding. Gene Ontology annotation, cellular component: focal adhesion. Bases 550 to 6129 code for a protein of 1859 amino acids. Gene Ontology annotation, biological process: fibroblast migration. The transcript is spliced from 35 exons. The record is from RefSeq and is a predicted model, not a curated record. NCBI's taxonomy places the organism in Eukaryota, Metazoa, Chordata, Mammalia, Primates, Hominidae.
GGGAGGGGCCAAGGCACCCUGAGUGUGCCGACUGUGCGGGCCUGGGGCUGUCUGUUCAUCCAUCAGUGGUCUGGAGGGUUCCAGGAGUGAAGACCCCCAGGCUGAUUUGCCAGGGGCGGGGGUCUGCAGUGAGGAGGGAGGACUCCAGGCCCACCAGCACCAGAUCAGAAGACUGAGGAGCCUUGGUGGCACACAGGGGUUGUGUGUCCGGGGGUGGGGGGCGCGGCCUGGGGGGGCCCUGCCUCUGGUAGCUUUCCCUUUUCCCUGUCCCCUUUACACCCCCUGCAAAGCAGGGUUCCUGACCCUCAAGGCCACCGGUGGAGCCUGGGAGGAGGGAGGAGAGAGGAGGCUGGGACGAGGGGUGGAGUGGGGGGAGGAGGAGGAGGAGGGAGGGUGAGCUGGAGGCAGCAGGGCGAGAGGCCCGGCAGAUGCUGGCGGAGCCGGAGCAACCGCGGACUCAGAGAGCCCUUCUGCCAGCGCCGCGGGGACUCUAGCUUCAGGGGCUCUUCACAGGCCCUGGGCGUGCCUCAGGGACGGGACCCGGCAAAGAUGACGUGGAUCUGUCUGUCCUGCAUGCUCUGGCCAGAGGAUCUGGAGGCCCCCAAGACACACCGCUUCAAGGUGAAGACCUUCAAGAAGGUGAAGCCCUGUGGGAUCUGCCGCCAGGUCAUCACCCAGGAAGGCUGCACCUGCAAAGUCUGCAGCUUCUCCUGUCAUCGGAAAUGCCAGGCCAAGGUGGCUGCCCCCUGCGUUCCUCCAUCCAACCAUGAGCUGGUGCCUAUCACCACUGAGAAUGCACCAAAGAAUGUAGUGGACAAGGGAGAAGGAGCCUCCCGGGGUGGAAACACACGGAAAAGCCUCGAGGACAACGGCUCCACCAGGGUCACCCCGAGUGUCCAGCCCCACCUCCAGCCCAUCAGAAACAUGAAUGUGAGCCGGACCAUGGAGGACAGCUGUGAGCUGGACCUAGUGUACGUCACAGAGAGGAUCAUCGCUGUCUCCUUCCCCAGCACAGCCAAUGAGGAGAACUUCCGGAGCAACCUCCGUGAGGUGGCGCAGAUGCUCAAGUCCAAACAUGGAGGCAACUACCUGCUGUUCAACCUCUCUGAGCGGAGACCUGACAUCACGAAGCUCCAUGCCAAGGUACUGGAAUUUGGCUGGCCCGACCUCCACACCCCAGCCCUGGAGAAGAUCUGCAGCAUCUGUAAGGCCAUGGACACAUGGCUCAAUGCAGACCCUCACAAUGUCGUUGUUCUACACAACAAGGGAAACCGAGGCAGGAUAGGAGUUGUCAUCGCCGCUUACAUGCACUACAGCAACAUUUCUGCCAGUGCGGACCAGGCUCUGGACCGGUUUGCAAUGAAGCGGUUCUAUGAGGAUAAGAUUGUGCCCAUUGGCCAGCCAUCCCAAAGAAGGUACGUGCAUUACUUCAGUGGCCUGCUCUCCGGCUCCAUCAAAAUGAACAACAAGCCCUUGUUUCUGCACCAUGUGAUCAUGCACGGCAUCCCCAACUUUGAGUCUAAAGGAGGAUGUCGGCCGUUUCUCCGCAUCUACCAGGCCAUGCAACCUGUGUACACAUCUGGCAUCUACAACAUCCCAGGAGACAGCCAGACUAGCGUCUGCAUCACCAUCGAGCCAGGACUGCUCUUGAAGGGAGACAUCUUGCUGAAGUGCUACCACAAGAAGUUCCGAAGCCCAGCCCGAGACGUCAUCUUCCGUGUGCAGUUCCACACCUGUGCCAUCCAUGACCUGGGGGUUGUCUUUGGGAAGGAGGACCUUGAUGAUGCUUUCAAAGAUGAUCGAUUUCCAGAGUAUGGCAAAGUGGAGUUUGUAUUUUCUUAUGGGCCAGAGAAAAUUCAAGGCAUGGAGCACCUGGAGAACGGGCCGAGCGUGUCUGUGGACUAUAACACCUCUGACCCCCUCAUCCGCUGGGACUCCUACGACAACUUCAGUGGGCAUCGAGAUGACGGCAUGGAGGAGGUGGUGGGACACACGCAGGGGCCACUAGAUGGGAGCCUGUAUGCUAAGGUGAAGAAGAAAGACUCCCUGCACGGCAGCACCGGGGCUGUUAAUGCCACACGUCCUACACUGUCGGCCACCCCCAACCACGUGGAACACACGCUUUCUGUGAGCAGCGACUCGGGCAACUCCACAGCCUCCACCAAGACCGACAAGACCGACGAGCCUGUCCCCGGGGCCUCCAGUGCCACUGCUGCCUUGAGUCCCCAGGAGAAGCGGGAGCUGGACCGCCUGCUGAGUGGCUUUGGCUUAGAGCGAGAGAAGCAAGGCGCCAUGUACCACACCCAGCACCUCAGGUCCCGCCCCGCAGGGGGCUCGGCUGUGCCCUCCUCUGGACGCCACGUUGUCCCAGCCCAGGUUCAUGUCAAUGGUGGGGCGUUAGCGUCUGAGCGGGAGACAGACAUCCUGGACGAUGAAUUGCCAAACCAGGAUGGUCACAGUGCGGGCAGCAUGGGCACACUCUCUUCUCUGGACGGGGUCACCAACACCAGUGAGGGGGGCUACCCAGAGGCCCUGUCCCCACUGACCAAUGGUCUGGACAAGUCCUACCCCAUGGAGCCUAUGGUCAAUGGAGGAGGCUACCCCUACGAGUCUGCCAGCCGGGCGGGGCCUGCCCAUGCUGGCCACACGGCCCCCAUGCGGCCCUCCUACUCUGCACAGGAGGGUUUAGCUGGCUACCAGAGGGAGGGGCCCCACCCAGCCUGGCCACAGCCAGUGACCACCUCCCACUAUGCCCAUGACCCCAGCGGUAUGUUCCGCUCUCAAUCCUUUUCGGAAGCUGAACCCCAGCUGCCCCCAGCUCCAGUCCGAGGAGGAAGCAGCCGGGAGGCUGUGCAAAGGGGACUGAAUUCAUGGCAGCAGCAGCAGCAGCAGCAGCAGCCUCGCCCACCUCCACGCCAGCAGGAAAGAGCCCACUUGGAGAGUCUUGUAGCCAGCAGGCCCAGCCCUCAGCCAUUGGCAGAGACCCCCAUCCCCAGUCUCCCUGAGUUCCCGCGAGCAGCCUCCCAGCAGGAGAUUGAACAGUCCAUCGAAACACUCAACAUGCUGAUGCUGGACCUGGAGCCAGCCUCCGCUGCUGCCCCACUACACAAGUCCCAGAGUGUCCCCGGGGCCUGGCCAGGGGCUUCUCCACUCUCCUCCCAGCCCCUCUCUGGAUCCUCCCGUCAGUCCCAUCCACUGACCCAGUCCAGAUCUGGCUAUAUCCCCAGUGGGCAUUCGUUGGGAACCCCUGAGCCAGCCCCACGGGCGUCUCUGGAGUCUGUCCCUCCUGGCAGGUCUUACUCACCUUAUGACUAUCAGCCAUGUUUGGCUGGGCCUAACCAGGAUUUCCAUUCAAAGAGCCCAGCCUCUUCCUCCUUGCCUGCCUUCCUUCCGACCACCCGCAGCCCUCCAGGGCCUCAGCAACCCCCAUCCUCUCUCCCUGGCCUCACUGCUCAGCCUCUGCUCUCACCAAAGGAAGCGACUUCAGACCCCUCCCGGACUCCAGAGGAGGAGCCAUUGAAUUUAGAAGGGCUGGUGGCCCACAGGGUAGCAGGGGUACAGGCUCGGGAGAAGCAGCCUGCAGAGCCCCCAGCCCCUCUGCGGAGGCGGGCGGCCAGUGAUGGACAGUAUGAGAACCAGUCUCCAGAAGCCACAUCCCCUCGUAGCCCUGGGGUUCGCUCCCCUGUCCAGUGUGUCUCCCCGGAGCUGGCUCUUACCAUCGCUCUCAAUCCUGGAGGGCGGCCCAAAGAGCCCCAUUUGCACAGCUACAAGGAGGCCUUCGAGGAGAUGGAGGGAACCUCCCCGAGCAGCCCACUGCCCAGUGGGGUGCGGUCCCCCCCGGGUCUGGCCAAGACACCCCUGUCUGCUCUGGGCCUGAAACCCCACAACCCAGCGGACAUCCUGUUGCACCCCACAGGAGUUACCAGAAGACGGAUCCAGCCAGAGGAAGAUGAGGGGAAGGUGGUGGUCAGGCUGUCAGAAGAGCCCCGGAGCUAUGUGGAGUCUGUGGCACGGACAGCGGUGGCUGGACCCCGAGCUCAGGACUCUGAGCCCAAGAGCUUUAGUGCUCCAGCCACCCAGGCCUAUGGCCACGAGAUACCCCUGAGGAACGGGACCCUGGGUGGCUCCUUUGUCUCCCCCAGCCCCCUCUCCACCAGCAGCCCCAUCCUCAGUGCUGACAGCACUUCAGUGGGGAGUUUCCCAUCAGGAGAGAGCAGUGACCAGGGUCCCCGGACGCCCACCCAGCCUCUGUUGGAGUCUGGCUUCCGCUCAGGCAGCCUGGGACAGCCCAGCCCGUCUGCCCAGAGAAACUACCAGAGCUCUUCUCCUCUCCCGACUGUGGGCAGUAGCUACAGCAGCCCCGACUACUCACUUCAGCAUUUCAGCUCCUCUCCGGAAAGCCAGGCCCGAGCUCAGUUCAGUGUGGCUGGCGUCCACACGGUGCCUGGGAGCCCUCAGGCGCGCCACAGAACAGUGGGCACCAACACUCCCCCUAGUCCUGGCUUCGGCCGGCGGGCCAUCAAUCCCAGCAUGGCUGCCCCCAGCAGUCCCAGUUUGAGCCAUCGCCAGAUGAUGGGUCCACCAGGCACUGGCUUCCAUGGUAGCACUGUCUCCAGCCCCCAGAGCAGUGCAGCAACCACCCCGGGGAGCCCCAGCCUGGGUCGGCACCCAGCAGGGGUCUACCAGGUUUCUGGCCUCCACAACAAUGUGGCCACCACCCCGGGGAGUCCCAGCCUGGGCCGGCACCCUGGGGCUCACCAAGGCAACCUGGCCUCCGGUCUUCACAGCAAUGCAAUAGCCAGCCCUGGAAGCCCCAGCCUGGGCCGUCACCUCGGAGGGUCUGGAUCUGUGGUUCCCGGCAGCCCCUGCUUGGACCGGCAUGUGGCCUAUGGUGGCUAUUCUACCCCCGAGGAUCGGAGACCCACACUGUCCCGGCAGAGCAGUGCCUCUGGCUACCAGGCUCCUUCCACGCCCUCCUUCCCUGUCUCCCCUGCCUACUACCCUGGCCUGAGCAGCCCUGCCACCUCCCCGUCACCAGACUCCGCAGGCUUCCGGCAAGGGAGCCCAACACCAGCCUUGCCAGAGAAGCGAAGGAUGUCAGUGGGAGACCGGGCAGGCAGCCUCCCCAACUAUGCCACCAUCAAUGGGAAGGUGUCUUCGCCUGUCGCCAGCGGCAUGUCCAGUCCCAGCGGGGGCAGCACCGUCUCCUUCUCCCACACUCUGCCCGACUUCUCCAAGUACUCCAUGCCAGACAACAGCCCGGAGACACGGGCUAAAGUGAAGUUUGUCCAGGACACUUCUAAGUAUUGGUACAAGCCUGAGAUCUCCAGGGAGCAGGCCAUCGCGCUCCUCAAGGACCAGGAGCCGGGGGCCUUCAUCAUCCGCGACAGUCACUCCUUCCGAGGCGCGUAUGGGCUGGCCAUGAAGGUGUCUUCGCCACCUCCAACCAUCAUGCAGCAGAAUAAAAAAGGAGACAUGACCCAUGAGCUGGUCAGGCAUUUUCUGAUAGAGACCAGCCCCAGAGGAGUCAAGCUCAAGGGCUGCCCCAAUGAGCCAAACUUCGGAUCGCUGUCUGCCCUGGUCUACCAGCACUCCAUCAUCCCAUUGGCCCUGCCUUGCAAGCUGGUCAUUCCAAACCGAGACCCCACAGAUGAAUCGAAAGAUAGCUCCGGCCCUGCCAACUCAACUGCAGACCUGCUGAAACAAGGAGCAGCCUGCAAUGUGCUCUUCGUCAACUCUGUGGACAUGGAGUCACUCACUGGGCCACAGGCCAUCUCUAAAGCCACAUCUGAGACGUUGGCUGCAGACCCCACGCCAGCUGCCACCAUCGUUCACUUCAAAGUCUCUGCCCAGGGAAUCACUCUGACUGACAACCAGAGAAAGCUCUUUUUCAGACGCCACUACCCUCUCAACACUGUCACCUUCUGUGACCUGGAUCCACAGGAAAGAAAGUGGAUGAAAACAGAGGGUGGUGCCCCUGCUAAGCUCUUCGGCUUCGUGGCCCGGAAGCAGGGCAGCACCACGGACAACGCCUGCCACCUCUUUGCUGAGCUUGACCCCAACCAGCCGGCCUCUGCCAUCGUCAACUUCGUCUCCAAGGUCAUGCUGAAUGCCGGCCAAAAGAGAUGAACCCUGCCCCUUGCCCAGGGCCAGUGCCAUGGGGAAGGGGCUUGUGGGGAGGGGACCCAUGAAUCCUGACCACUCUUGAACCCAGAAGGAGGACUUUGGGCCAAUUUCGGAGGAGAGAAGAAAGUGCAACGUGGGGAGAGGGAAGUGAAUUGUAGAGGGGAGGGGGAAGAGAGAGAGAGAGAGAGAGAAAGAAAAAGAUGGAGGAGAAGAACUUGGAUUCCCCUGGGUAAAUGGAAACUGCAAAAACCCAAAGCCUCCAAAACUAACCAGGUCCACCUAACACCCCCUCCCUCCCCCAAGAAGAUGGAUGUCCUCAAAAGAGAAGGAACAAACCUCCUUGGGAAUCCACAUUUUUGGGGGGAAUGGAAAAGCUCUGUCUCCCUAACUCAACUGCUUUGCAAGGGUAAAUCAAGCUGGGAGAAUCUUUUUCUGGCCACCUGUAGGGUAGGUUGUCAAACCAAACAGAGCCACCGUGGGACAUCAAGUGGCAGAACUUGUUCGCUUGAAAGUAUCUCAGACCCAAGGCACCUCAGGUCUCUUUGCUGUGCCUCCACUAUAUUGUCGUGUGGGUGUGUGUCUGCACCCACAUCCUCACACAUUGAUCUAGAUCUGCCUUUAUCCACUCAAAUUAUAAACAGCUCGGCUUGUCCUUGUCCCAUGUGUUUGUAGACACACAUGCAUACUGUCCAAAGAUUAGGGUUGGUGGUGGCAGCGCAGUAGGGGAGGGACAAACAACCAAGCUAUGGGUGACAGAGGCUCUCUCCUGGUGCCUGCACCUGCACUCUAGUGACCCUGGGUGCCGCCAGACCCUUCUCCUCUACAAAGACCCCAGCAGGAGUGGGAGGGUCUGCAAUGGCAUCGCCCUGUCCUGCCUUGGCCAGAAGCCUGGAGCUUUGGUUUGAGGAGGUAGAGAUAUGUGUAUCCAUAGGAAGAGAUCUGUCAGAACAGGCAGCUGUUGAGCUCGGGGUGUCUUCCCCAAGGCAUGUGGCUCAGCAGCAAGAAAGGCAAGUUGCUCCUGCUGGGGCCCUGGACUCUGCCUUAGCUCCCACCUCUCAGCCUUGUUAUUGGGUUUCAUGCCCCUGGACCAGCCUUAUCUCAGACCUGCUUACCUGCAUGAUGCCUUUUUGGGGGCUGGGGAUUGAGUCUUGCUGCUCUGCCCAGCCCUGUUCUAUUCUGCAGGGUCCCUGUGUUGGAAUUCACCCUGGGGAACCUGCUUUCUGCUCAGUGAGGCUCCGGCCAGAAACCUGGAGUCCUUAUCCUCCCCUCUGUAAGUGUUUUAGGGUCUGGCUUUUGCAGGCACCCUCUGACCUCAGCAGAGCUCCUGGGCCUGCUGCCUGUACACCACAUCGCCUACCUACAAUGCCAAAGCCUCACUGUCACCCUUUCUGCCUUGGUUUCCCUAGCUGAGCCACGCUGCCCAUGCAGCAGAGGGCAGAAGGCUUGCACUUGGGCCAAAGGGCCUAAGGUCCGCUGGACAGUUGGGAAAACACCUGACCACCAUUUAAGGACUCUAAGCCAGAAUGGAAAAUUCACCAGGGCUCCAUUCUUAAGCCUAUGGGAGUCCCCUAGAGAGAGGCAUUGUACUGAUAUAUAAAUAUUAUAUAAUAUAUACAUGAGACAUACUGACAGAAUCUGUAAGCUAAUAAAAUGUAAGAAAAGGUUAAAAAAAGAA